This is a messenger RNA of Lobosporangium transversale, 748 nucleotides long. RefSeq lists its product as hypothetical. The record is from RefSeq and is a predicted model, not a curated record. Lineage: Eukaryota; Fungi; Mortierellomycota; Mortierellomycetes; Mortierellales; Mortierellaceae. Gene Ontology annotation, molecular function: chitin binding. The transcript has 2 exons. Bases 96 to 641 code for a protein of 181 amino acids.
GAUCGUUCAAUGGUGUAUCUGCUCUCUUUUUCUAUUUUUUUUUUGUUUUUUUGCACUCUCAUCGUUGUCCCUCAUUCAAGCAAUUCAAUCCUGCCAUGGCAAACAACUUAUUCAACCAGCUACUCUUGUACCUCAUUGUGAUACUAACACUCGUAGCAGCCCAAAGCUGUGGCCCUGGUAGUGAAACACCCAACUGUCCAAACUCUGCCUGUUGCUCCAGAAACAAUUUCUGUGGUUAUUCCCCUCUACACUGUGGAGAGGGAUGUCAAUCCCAAUAUGGCAACUGCGAUGAAGACGAUGAUCCAGUCAGCUCUUCACCUCCAUCUCCGUCUAGAAGCAGAAGCAGCAGCAUAUGGAGUAGCACAUCUACCAGCAGCUCCUGGGGUUCCUCCCGGACACUCACUUCUACAGAUUCAUGGUCGACCUCUUCCUCAUCUUCACUUGCCACUUUUAGCACAACAGCUACUACAACUGCAACCGUCACAAUCACAGAGAGCGAGCGGACUACCUCAACCGCUAAAGGAACAUAUCAACUUCAGCCAACUGACAAGCCAAGCGGAGCUGUCUCUUCUCAGGAUAAGAGCGUAAAAUCAACUGUGGCUCUUGCUAUCGUUUUCUUUGCUGGCCUAAUGAUGGCUUAAGGUCAAUCCAUGGACUCUGCAGAGAUCCCUCAAUGUCAAUGUCAAUGGGACGCAAAAUUGUUUAUACCAUCAUACACAUGUAACAUAUUUAUCAACCUAAUCCUAAU